AUGCUCGUGCCCCGAGAAGAAUCGGCAGAGUCCCACUAUGAGUAUGCACCCUCUCUAGGCGCUGCAGCCGUGUUUGCAGCCCUCUACACCCUCGCCCUCAUCGGGACAGUCGUGCAAUGGAUCCGCUUCAGGCCAGUUGUAUGGCUAGUCAUGGUAAUCGCUGCAGCCAUGGAAUCAACCGGCUACAUAUCCCGCUGCAUCUCAGUGCAAAACACCACCGCCCGAACCGUCUACGUGCUCCAGUUCGCCCUGCUUAUCCUUGCCCCCGUCCUCAUGGCCGGCGCGCUCUACGUCCUCUUCGGCCGCAUCAUCUUCCUCGUCGUCCCGAGGGACCAGCGCACCUUCAAGAUCUGCUGGGUGCCGCCGCGCUGGGUCACGCCUAUCUUCGUCGGCUUUGAUAUAGUCGCGCUCAUGCUCCAACUCAUUGGGGCGGUCAUGAUCACGAGCGGGAAUGGGGAUAGCCAGGAUGAUAUCGACACGUUUAAUCGCGGGCGUGAUCUGGCCCUCGUGGGCGUUGUUGUUCAGAUUGUGGCGUUUGGGCUGUUCACUGUUGCGGCGAUUCGGUUUAAUUUUACGUCGAAGAGGUUUGUUAACGAUACGCCUGCGCUGGGUCGUAUGGCGGUAGAUGAAGAUGGAGGACGGCAGGAUGAGUUCGCGAUGGGUGUUCAGGAUAAGCCGCGGAAGAGCGACUGGCCGCAUCUGUUGCGUGCUGUGAACUUUGCGACGAUUAUGAUUCUGAUUCGCUCCAUCUAUCGCCUCGUUGAGUUCACUGAAGGCCACGACGGAUAUAUCAACAACCACGAAUGGCCGUUCUAUAUCUUUGAUGCCGUCCCGAUCUUCCCCUGUGUUGCGCUCUUCGUCUGGUGGCAUCCGAGUCUGUAUCUCCCGUACCUGGGCUUCCGGCUUCCGCAGCACGCGCGCUGA
Messenger RNA from Aspergillus mulundensis, 924 nucleotides. RefSeq names its product RTA1 domain-containing protein. Gene Ontology annotation, cellular component: membrane. Lineage: Eukaryota; Fungi; Ascomycota; Eurotiomycetes; Eurotiales; Aspergillaceae. The coding region runs from base 1 to 924 and encodes 307 amino acids. The transcript is spliced from 3 exons. The record is from RefSeq and is a predicted model, not a curated record.